Messenger RNA from Acaulospora morrowiae, 576 nucleotides. The record is from the annotation of a GenBank genome assembly. Lineage: Eukaryota; Fungi; Glomeromycota; Glomeromycetes; Diversisporales; Acaulosporaceae.
AUGGCGCCGGAAGUUUUUUCAAUUGACCUGACGAUAGAUAGGGAUUUUGUCGCUGAAGUUCUACGUGCAAUAUUGCAUACCAUAUUAUUUUAUAGAGUUUUUGGAAAUAUAAGGCCGAAAGAAGUUGAUUUAUUGGAUAUCACAUACUCAGCGAUAGAUGAUCCAGAAAUUGAAAAAGCCGUCGAAGAUAAGGUGGAGCAAUUCAAGAGUAAUCUAGAAAAUAAUGGAAGUCAUAAGGGGCAGAUCGCUGUGAUGUUUCACGAAAAGCGAACAAAAAAGGCUUGGUUCUCUAAAUCUGAAGAAGAAAUUUGUUGGGAACAGUGGGCUGUCACCAUAACAACAACAAUAUGUCCUACUGACCGUGAGAGAUUGAGGAUACGUAAAGAGAUGGACAGACAACUUUCUUCUUGCCUUUUUGAUAUUAUACGAUUUGUUAACGACAAGAAGGAUCACAUUCCACCAAUAACAACUUCAGACGAAAACCCGUUUCCUUAUCAGAUCGUCAUUCCCACAGCAAGUGAUUCUUGGGGCUCGAUGCUGAAGAGAAUGUUGACAGAUUCUUCGCAGCCUAUAUAA